This is a messenger RNA of Lolium rigidum, 914 nucleotides long. RefSeq names its product anthocyanin regulatory C1 protein-like. NCBI's taxonomy places the organism in Eukaryota, Viridiplantae, Streptophyta, Magnoliopsida, Poales, Poaceae. The coding region runs from base 49 to 798 and encodes 249 amino acids. The transcript has 2 exons. The record is from RefSeq and is a predicted model, not a curated record.
UAUUUAUGUGUGUGUGUGUGAGAGAGAGUGGUGUAGAGAAAGAGGGGAAUGGGGAGGAGGGCUUGCUGUGCCAAGGAAGGGGUGAAGAGAGGUGCAUGGACGAGCAAGGAGGACGACAUGUUGGCCUCCUAUGUCAAAGCCAACGGCGAAGGUAGAUGGAGGGAAGUUCCUCACAAAGCUGGCCUGCGGCGGUGCGGCAAGAGCUGCCGUCUGCGGUGGCUGAACUACCUCCGGCCCAACAUCAAGCGGGGAAACAUCGGCGACGAUGAGGAGGAGCUCAUCAUCAGGCUCCACGGCCUCCUCGGCAACAGGUGGUCCCUCAUCGCUGGCAGGCUCCCCGGCCGAACAGACAACGAAAUCAAGAACUACUGGAACAGCACCCUCGGGCGGAAGGCGCUCCCAGUUCUCGGUGCCUCUCGACCAGCCACCAGGACCGUCGUCGCCAUGCCGGAAACCCCUACCAGCUCCGGCUCAUCAACCGCGGCUCUGGCGUCGUCUAGCUCCAAGCCUCCUCCAGCGGCGCCGUCCUCGGCGGCCACUACCGUGUGGGCGCCCAAGGCCGUGCGGUGCACGGGCGGCCUCUUCUUCAGCAGGGACAUCACGCCGCCGUCCCCCGCGGUUCCGCAGACGCUAACCGGAGGAUCAGUAGACGGAGAUGACUGCAGUGGCAGCGGCAGCAGCUCGGCGACGUCGGAGUUCCCGGCCGAGCCGUUCGACUGGAUGGACGACGUGAGGGCCUUGGCGUCAUUUCUCGAGUCCGACGAGGACUGGGUAAAGUCCCUGCACAUGGCCCAGUAACACAACGCGCGCACGUGCACGUCUGUUUGUAAAGGCAAAACCGUAUCGUAUCACAAAUCAAUGUGUGAGCGCGCGCGUAUUGUGAUCGUGGAUACCUAGCUCCCGUACGUUGCGUC